Molecule: messenger RNA, 1714 nt
Organism: Perognathus longimembris pacificus (Pacific pocket mouse)
Lineage: Eukaryota; Metazoa; Chordata; Mammalia; Rodentia; Heteromyidae
Gene: Dnajc22
Product: DnaJ heat shock protein family (Hsp40) member C22
Exons: 3
Coding region: 402-1427 (341 amino acids)
Biological process (GO): endocytosis
Cellular component (GO): early endosome; plasma membrane
Source: RefSeq, a predicted model, not a curated record
UGUACAAAGGGGUUGCAGUUACGUAAGUCAGGUACAGAGUACAUUUCUUUUGGGGAGUGAUUUUUUUUGUCCCUGCACCGAGUCCUGCUUCUCAACUGAAAGCAUUUCAAGCAUUCUCCUCUCCUGUGGUUGUAAAGAAUAGGAUUGAGGUACUAGAAAAAGAAGAACAAAACAACUGGCACAGUGGCAUAUCUGGACAUGACUUACUGGAAGGAGGACUGGUUGCUGUGUUGGGACCUGGAUAUAGUCUUAUGAUUUUGCUUUUUUCCCCAUUUUCUUAGGAUCUAAGGAUAAAUCCUGGGGCUAUGGUGGUCUUGAUUCUCACAGAGGAUCCUGAAGCUUCUACAUUCUGAGCAGUGUCAGGUGCCACUGGACUUGUUCUGAGACCCUUACUCUAGAGGAUGGCCAAGGGACUACUGAUGACCUAUGUCCUCUGGGCUAUCGGGGGCCCUGCUGGGCUCCACCAUCUAUACCUGGGUAGGGACAGCCAUGCCCUACUCUGGAUGCUUACUUUAGGGGGUGGUGGAUUAGGCUGGCUAUGGGAAUUCUGGAAGCUUCCAAGCUUUGUAGCUCAAGCCAACAAACUCCAGGGGCAGAAGCAGAGCCCAGAAAAAGGGACACCUCCCCUGAGUCUUGUUCGCUUUACUGCCCAGAUAACAGUAGGCAUCUAUUUUGGCCUUGUAGCUUUGAUUAGCCUUUCUUUCAUGGCCAGCUUUUACAUUGUGGGCCUCCCGCUGGCAAUUGGCUUAGGAGUCUUGCUGGUGUCUGCUAUUGGCAACCAGAUCUCCGACUUUAAGAACACUCUAGGGGUAGCAUUCCUUACUUCCUCGGUCUUCUAUGGCCGUCCCAUAGCCAUUCUGCCCAUAAGUUUGGCUGCCAGUAUCACAGCCCAGAAGCAUCGCCGCUACAAAGGUUCAGUGGAGUCAGAGACACUUAGUGUGCGGCUCUACCGGCUGGGCUUGGCCUACCUCGCUUUCACAGGACCUCUGGCGUACAGUGCCCUGUAUAACACAGCUGCCACUCUCAGCUAUGUAGCAGAAACUCUUGGUACUUUCUUGAGCUGGUUCAGCAUGUUCCCCCUUCUUGGCCGCCUCCUAGAGGCUGUCCUCCUUCUGCCUUACCGGAUCUGGUGGCUACUGGUAGGAGACCUUGGCUUCAACAGUAGCUACUUCCAGGAGUGGGAGCGGCUCUAUGAAUUUGUUCACAGUUUUCAGGAUGAGAGGCGUCAGCUGGCUUACCAGGUUUUGGGUCUCUCAGAAGGGGCAACUAAUGAAGAAAUACAUCGGAGUUACAGGGAACUAGUGAAAGUCUGGCACCCUGAUCACAACCAGCACCAGACAGAUGAGGCCCAGAGGCGCUUUCUGGAGAUCCAGGCUGCAUAUGAAAUCCUGAAUCAGCCCAGGAAGCCCAGGGAACCCAGGAAGUGAGAAAAAACUUCCACCAGAGGAUGGACUUCUAGCAGAGCCAGGCACUGUAUCUCAAGUCUGGCUUUGCCCACGUAGGACACUCUAACAAUGUUAAAGAAACUGCUUUUGGUAGAAAAGUGAAAAAACCUUAACAAAGCAAGAAAGAUAGUGAUAGAAAAUGUACUUGCAGGGCUAGGAAUAUGGCUUAGUGGUAGCUUGUCUAACAUGCAUGAAGCCCUGGGUUUGAUUCCUCAGUACCACAUAAACAGAAAAAGCCAGAAGUGGUGCUCGAGUGCCACAGCACUCAA